Molecule: messenger RNA, 990 nt
Organism: Puccinia triticina
Lineage: Eukaryota; Fungi; Basidiomycota; Pucciniomycetes; Pucciniales; Pucciniaceae
Exons: 6
Coding region: 1-990 (329 amino acids)
Source: RefSeq, a predicted model, not a curated record
AUGAAAUUCAAAUAUUGUGAGACACCAUCAGAAAUUUUCAUCGGGGAUCAGUCUGACCAUCAUCACCCUCACCCACCAGAGUCCUCCUCCCACCAAACGACAUCACCUCCAAAGAGACCAGCCAAUCACCAUAAAAUCACAAAAUCUCUGAAACAUCAUUUCAUUUUUGAUAUCAUGUCUGGGACGGCCUUGCCAAUGAAUGUUACUACUCGAUUCCGUGCACGUUCCAUCCCUUCUGCAGGUACAGGAGUAGUCGGCUCGAUACGCCAUUCAGCAGCAGUCAGCCCAGAAGGAAGUGCUGCGGCCCCUUACGGAGGCAGGAGUCCGAAUCAAGUCGCAUCAACCCCAAGAAUCCAUCCUGACCUGGAUGGUGCGGCACGACUCGCUGAGCUAGCCCCUAUGAUUCACAGCGAAGAUGAGGGUCGCAACGACGGGAAUGAUGAAGAUUCAGCUGAACCCAAAACUGAACCUAACCCCACCAACCUUGGUACUGAGCAUGCUCCAGAGGGCAUGACAACUGACCAACUUGCGGAUGAUUUAGGCCUCUCCGUGAUUCAGAUCAAGCGGGUCAGAAGGGUAGCAAGUCUCCCAGAGUCCGAUCUGGUGAUGGCUACCCUGAUGUACCUCGAAUCGAUCCAAGACCGACUAGAACCAUCUGUAACCCAGAAUGCAACUGGAAAUGUCUCAGCCGCCCCUCCUGCUGAUUGUGUUAAUGCAAUCAGGGGCUUUGUUUACCACCGAGAUGCUCUGAUUCGCACUAAAACCCGCCAAAAGCUUCUCAUGCCAGCUCUCCAUUCAUAUGGUCGAACCCAUACUGUCACGACCCGCGCGCUCAUCCCCAAUACCCCACUGGUAUUAGUAAAGGCUGAAAUAGACGCAAUGGACAACAAAUGGAAAGAGACCCACUUGCCACCGGGAUAUCUUGCUGAAGACGACAAUGCCACAAUAAGUGUCGCACUCCUACUCCGCGAAUUGCUAUGUCAUUGCUAG